Aegilops tauschii subsp. strangulata is the source of this 1524-nucleotide messenger RNA. Its product is annotated as S-adenosylmethionine synthase 2-like. The record is from RefSeq and is a predicted model, not a curated record. Gene Ontology annotation, biological process: S-adenosylmethionine biosynthetic process. Gene Ontology annotation, molecular function: ATP binding; methionine adenosyltransferase activity. Lineage: Eukaryota; Viridiplantae; Streptophyta; Magnoliopsida; Poales; Poaceae.
GCCGCCGGCCGGGUUCUUCACACAGCGCACCGACCGGGCACACAGCGCAUACAUUGAUUCCACUUUCUCCUCCGCUUCGCGAACAAAAAGCAGACGGGAGAAAUGGCGGCGGAGACGUUCCUCUUCACGUCCGAGUCGGUGAACGAGGGCCACCCCGACAAGCUGUGCGACCAGGUCUCGGAUGCCGUACGUGCUGGACGCCUGCCUGGCCCAGGACCCCGACAGCAAGGUGGCCUGCGAGACCUGCACGAAGACCAACAUGGUCAUGGUGCUGGGCAAGAUCACCACCAAGGCCACCGUCCACUAUGAGAAGAUCGUGCGCGACACCUGCCGCAGCAUCGGCUUCGUCUCCGACGACGUCGGCCUCGACGCCGACCGCUGCAGGGUGCUCGUCAACAUCGAGCAGCAGUCCCCCGACAUCGCCCAGGGCGUCCACGGGCACUUCACCAAGCGCCCCGAGGAGGUGGGCGCCGGCGACCAGGGCAUCAUGUUCGGCUACGCCACCCACGAGACCCCCGAGCUGAUGCCCCUCAGCCACGUGCUCGCCACCAAGCUCGGGGCCCGCCUCACCGAGGUCCGCAAGAACGGCACCUGCGCCUGGCUCAGGCCGGACGGCAAGACCCAGGUCACGGUCGAGUACCUGAACGAGGGUGGCGCCAUGGUCCCUGUCCGCGUGCACACCGUGCUCAUCUCCACCCAGCACGACGAGACCGUCAGCAACGACGAAAUCGCUGCGGACCUCAAGGAGCACGUCAUCAAGCCGGUGAUCCCGGGCAAGUACCUCGACGAGCGCACCAUCUUCCACCUCAACCCGUCGGGCCGCUUCGUCAUCGGCGGCCCCCACGGCGACGCCGGCCUCACCGGCCGCAAGAUCAUCAUCGACACCUACGGUGGGUGGGGAGCCCACGGCGGCGGCGCCUUCUCCGGCAAGGACCCCACCAAGGUCGACCGAAGCGGUGCCUACAUCGCCAGGCAGGCCGCCAAGAGCAUCAUUGCCAGUGGGCUCGCGCGCCGUUGCAUCGUGCAGAUCUCGUACGCCAUCGGCGUGCCUGAGCCUUUGUCUGUCUUCGUAGACUCGUACGGCACCGGGAAGGUCCCCGACGGGGAGAUCCUCGUCAAGGAGAACUUCGACUUCAGGCCCGGGAUGAUCAGCAUCAACCUCGACUUGAAGAAGGGCGGGAACAGGUUCAUCAAGACAGCCGCUUACGGUCACUUUGGGCGCGAUGACGCGACUUCACCUGGGAGGUGGUGAAGCCCCUUAAGGUCGGCAAGGCAUCUGCGUGAGAAGUGACAACAAGACAUCACUUGGGGUUUAUUCGCUCAUUACUUAUCUCUCUUGGAUUAUUGUUGCCACCUGUCAUUGCUAGUCAUUUUUCACAGGGCGAUGAAAGUAAUAAAAGCAUAUAGUUAGUAAUAUAGGCCAACAAUCGGCUAUAAAAUGUUGCCAUGUCAACUAUAACUGACCUAAUAGCCGGGCAUGUAUAAUAGUAAAUUUUAAAUGUGUACUACUUUAUUAAUAGAUGA